Molecule: messenger RNA, 12618 nt
Organism: Melitaea cinxia (Glanville fritillary)
Lineage: Eukaryota; Metazoa; Arthropoda; Insecta; Lepidoptera; Nymphalidae
Gene: Apoltp
Product: apolipophorins
Exons: 71
Coding region: 1-12564 (4187 amino acids)
Biological process (GO): lipid transport
Molecular function (GO): lipid carrier activity
Source: RefSeq, a predicted model, not a curated record
AUGACAGGUAUAUCUAACAAUCCUGAUUUUAGUAAACGUAAUCCUGUACUAAACGUUCGUAUCCUGUGUUUCGAGGCAUCGUUUCGUAACAGUUAUCCUUUCACUCGAGUAACUAACACCGAACUGAUCCUCUGUGACAAGGAUUCAUUAAAGGAUCCAUACAUAUGUGGACCACCGACAUGUGCACCGUCAGAGAAAUUUAAAUACCUAUCACCAAUCAUUUACAACUAUGAAUACAAAGUUAAUGUGGAAACCUAUUUUGCCGGCUCGAGUAAUAAUCGCUCUACACUAGAUAUAAAGGCUGACGCUAUAGUUCAAUUCAUUAAGCCUUGUGAAGGUCUGCUUCAACUGCGUGGCGUCACAAUUGAAGAUCAGGAUGAGAACUAUUCUGUUGAACGAGCUGAAAUGUUCACUCAAUCAAUUACCGCUCACGAUCUUAGGUUCUCCUUUCACGAUGGUAUUAUAUCAGAAAUUUGUCCUGAUGAAUCGGAAGACGAUUGGGUACUCAACUUCAAAAGAGCCAUACUGUCACUCUUUCAAAAUAGCAUGAAAAGAUUUGAUAUUAACUUCAAAGGAGUUGAACAAGAUAUCCAUGGAACGUGCAAUGUGAAUUAUGCAGUCCGGGGUCAAGAGAACACCAGUCUUGUACUAGUGAAGACCCGUGACCUCUCUCAAUGUACGAACAGAUACAAGUACAUGUCUAUAUUGCAGACUGUACGGUACGAUUUUCAAAGUAAAUUCCAAACAUGGCCUGUUUUAAAAUCCGAAAGCAAAUGUCUUAUAUCUGUAGACCAUCAUAUCUACAAAUCAGUCAACUGUCGAGAGCGUCAUUUGUUCGAGCCCUUCUCGGGAAAAAAUUCUGGGGCUAUGACUACUGUCAUACAAGAUUUAGUGCUUAAGGAGGAAGUAAACAAAACAGACACAGAAUACAUGUACUCUGAAAAUAAAGCCUGGGCUGCUAUUCAAAAACGCUCGAAUAUUCUACACCACCACUCCCCAUAUGGAAGAUCUGAUACUGGCGAAUUGAAAUCAGCGAGAGAUGUGCUGAAAUUAUUGUGUUUAGUGAAACCCAGCUCAGACGACGAAGUAAUGACCGUCGACGAGAACAUGGACAGCGGGUCCACUGUGGGGCUGUGGGGGCGCCUGGUGCGCUCGGCGCGCAAGCUGCACCACCCCGCGCUGGCGCAGCUACUGGCGCGCGCGCCCACCAUCUGCCCCACCGCCUCCAAACACAUUCUAGAUGCACUACCGUACAUAGCAAGUCCUGGCUCAGUGGAGCUGAUAAAAAACAUGAUCAUUAACAACGAAGUAAACAGGGAAACAAGACACGAGUGGCUUAUGUCCAUGGCUAUGAUACCCAGACCUAAACUAGAAAUGUUGAAGAGUAUGUUGGAAUUGCUAAAGAAACAGAAGAACGACAAAGUAAUAAGUUUCACCGCGUCGUCUAUGGUCCACUCUUAUUGCAAACACAGUGGAAAAUCUCUUCGCGAAUGCUGCGAAGAAGAAUAUCCAAACGAAAUUUUAUCUGAAUUCCAAAAUAUCGUAAACGAAAGACUCAGUGAGGGAGUCGUUAACGCGCCGCGAGAAAAUAGAGACAGCCUCGUUAUAGCAAUAAAAGCUCUGGGCAAUAUAGGAGGCUUUAAACAAGAAUUUUCAGAUAUCCUAAUGAGUAUUAUCGGAGACACUACAAUCCCUGUUCCUACACGACUUGUAGCUGUCGAUGCUUUUAGGAGAACACCUUGUAUUGAGACCAGGGAAUAUUUCCUAGAAACAUACAGAGAACACUUGGUCGAUGCCGAAGUACGAAUAGCCUCGUAUUUGCAAGUAAUGCGAUGUCCAAACCUCAGCACUAUCAGGAAGAUAUUCCACUCUUUGAAGAAUGAAGCCGUUAAUCAAGUUGCCACAUUCGUCUGGAGUCAUCUCAGUAACUUAGAACAGUCAUCACUGCCGUCUCGGGUGGAAAUCCAAGGGUUACUAUCCGGUAACCCGAUGCCGCAACUACAAGACAACCCAGAUUUCAGAUUGUUCUCAAGAAAUUAUGAGCAGAGUGUCUUUUUCGAUCAAUAUAAUGCCGGUGGCAAUUAUGAGGCUAACGUGAUUUUCUCUCCGGACUCGUACAUACCGAGAUCUGUAUCACUCAACUUGACCGUCGAUAUGUUUGGAGAAUCUAUUAAUUUACUUGAGAUAAAAGCCAGGGGCGAAGGUUUUGAAAGAUAUUUCGAAGGUCUUUUCGGAAACAAUGGACCAUUGAGUAAAGACAAAGUGAACGAGAAAAUAAACAAAUUAAGAUUCUUGCGUUCUACGAACGAAGCAGAUGAGGUCCGUGAGAAAAUCGACAAUCUUGGUUACAAGAACAACGCUCUCAAGCACCGUUUUCCUAUGGCCGAAUUGGGUUUCAAAGUUUUUGGUAACGAAAUAUCUUUCUGGAGCGCUGAAGGUGAUGAGGAAAUACGAAAAUCUUUACAGCGGCUCGACCCAAAAAUGAGGAUUCUGGAAAUUUUAUCAGGAAGAGAAAUAUCGUAUAACAAAGCAUCCUUAUUCCUGGACACAACGUUCUCCGUACCCACUGGCAGUGGUCUUCCUCUUAAUAUGAACUUAAUGGGCACCAGUUAUGUUGAUACGAAAAUGUCUGGCACAGUUGUCGAUAAAUACACUAAAUCCGGUAAUAUAGACUUUGAAGGAAAAAUAAGACCUAGUGUUGCAGUAAAUAUAGCGGCUACAAUGAGUGUAUCAGCGGGCUCUCUAGCAUCAAGCGGUAUAAGACUGUCAUCAAGACUGUAUACAGCUACAGCUUUGGAAGCUAAACUAUCUAUACGUGGUCUUGGAUCGGUACGAUUGGAUUUAUCAUUACCGAGAGACAAACAGGAAAUAUUUGCUGCGAAAUCAGAACUUCUAAUUCUUCAUGGAGAUCAAGAACUUCAACAGCUAGGCUUAAACAAGAAUAGAAUAGAACAAAACACUUGCAGUUGGACCACUUUUGAUAAGGCUAUUGGUAUAAAAGUUUGCGCCGCUUAUCAGUUCCCCAAUAUGACUAAUCUCAGGAACGCGCCGUAUUUCCUAAUGAGUGGUCCAGCUAAGUACAUCGUGUCUUUAGAAAAGGCCGAUAAAUCGGCCAAAACAUACGCAUUCCAAUAUAAAUGGGAGAGAAAUGAAACAACUGAUGUUCUAGGAUUCUCUUUCGAUACGCCGAAUAGUAAGGAGAAACGUAUGUUCGACGCAUUCUUAAGUGUAUCGAAUACAUCAAGUACCGCAACUCUCACAAUGCAAUCAUCACAAAGCACAAUAAAAGCUAAAGCCCUGUACCGUAACCUUCCAUACGACAAAUCUAUAGAAGCAAGUCUUGAUGUAGACGGAAAGAAAGAGUUUGACACUGUAAUGUCAUUGAAGAGACAUGAUAUAAAAUAUGGGUAUGUUUGGCUACCUCAUGCCUAUUGGGUUGUAAAUGAUGAAAAAAUAGCGGAACUGUCUGGGAGUCUAAAAGUGAAAUCUAAAGGUGGUGUCACACAAUGGGAUAUAACAGCAGAUUUCCAAACGAAACAAUUGGCGAGUCAUUUGAUAGGAUACUACACAGUGAACGGUCCAACUUAUGGUACAAAAUUACAUCUCGAUUAUCAAUUUUAUGGAUACCCCAAACAAACUAUAAAUAUUGAAGCCUUAUAUAGUGAAAGAUCAAUUGGAUACAGAUAUGAUAUGUACUGCGAAUUGGCUAUGGAAUUUACUGCUUAUCGGGAUUAUAACUUCUAUUCAGUUGUACGAAAUGUGAGAACACAAAGUCACGUAGACAUAGGAUUCAAUAUUAGUGCAUCCAAAGAGCAAAGACUAGACCCAGCUUUCACAUUUGCGUUCAGAAGUAUAGACAGACUUAAUGGUCUGAAAUUAGACACAAAAAUCACUUUAAUCAGGCCCAGGCCGAUUUUAAUGAAAUUCCAAUACGAUCAAAAUGGACCAAAGUAUUCAACACUAGCACUUCUAAACUUCAAUCCCAAGUCCCGUGAGAUUCUAAUAUCAGGCUACCUAUUCGCCCCGCCCGGUACACAAUUAUACGCAGACGCCGAACUUAACGUCACACUACCAACGUUACAUCCCUGUAAACUAAAGGCCAAAGUGCAUGAGAAACGACCUAAUGAAUUUCAGGUGAAUGCAGUCGGAAUAUGGUUCACCGGCGUAGACUUCAACAUAGACGCUGUGUAUCAAGACCAGUCUAAGACAAACUUAGCUUCCCAUCGACUUAAAGUUCUAAUAAAUAGCAGUCAUUUCAAAGACAUUGCUGUGGAUGCGAGAUUUACGCAAGACAAUAGGCAGAUCACUUUUAUAGCUGAGGGUGAAUACAAUGACGACACAUACAAAACGUUAGUCCGUUAUUUAUUGCUCUCGGAACAGAAUUUCACCGGUUAUGGAGAAAUAGAAAUAAACGGGAAGACCUACAGUGUCGAUUUGAACGCUGAUCUCAAUAACAAUACUAAUGUGAACAUGGACAUACAUAUUGACCAAUUACGUGACGUGCAUGUAUCAUAUGCGCGAGCCGUGACGGCGGAUAGCAAGCGAUUGAGUGCGGCGUUCAACUGGGACGCGAACCGCGAUCCGUCGCAAAAACUCAGCAUCGACGCGCAACUGACCCGUCGCGGAGCCUGGCACCACGCGGGCCACGCCACGCUGCACUACCCCGGCCGAGUGGUCAACGGCGAGUUCGAGUUCCUGUGGCGCGAUUGGUUCUGCGAAUGGAUGAUACGGAUGGGUUGGGCCAGUCCUGCCGCGAUCGUGUGGCGAGUGAAAGCCUUUUCGGAAGUUCACGAGCAAACUGUGUACGCACUUCUAUCGAGCCUCAACACCCCUUUCCCUGGAUGGGAAGAUUCUAGCUUCAAUGUUAUGUGGCGUUAUCACGACAACCUCCAAGCUUUAAAUGGUAGCAUGAACUGGCAGAAAGAUUACCUGGCCUUCAGCUUAUUGGCUGACUAUUUAAUCACGACAACUAAGUUCUAUGGAGAAAUCAAUGCAUCAGUCAAUUCCACGAUUCCAACUUUACCAAAAGCGGCCGCCAUCGCUAAACAUACCGUCGUGUGGAAGAAAACAGCGGACACGUUGCUAAGUUUCCAGUACAACGAAGAUGGUCUCCUUAUGAUCAACUCCUCUUGGGCUUUUGACAAAGGUCAAACGGAGAAUAACGUUACUGGACGAGUAACACUUAUAACACCAUUCCAAAGUUAUACGAAAGGACUCCUUAAAACAGAUUUCAUGUUCGGACACAAGAGAGACAUAAAAGGCAUUACUUAUUUGGAAUUAGAAGAGAAAGUGAUCGAAAUCAAUGUAAACGGUCACAUGCGUCGUAUAACAAACUGCAUGUUGGCUGUAAACGUGACCAGCCCUCUACCGCAGUUCUCUCAGAGUACAGCGAGGUUCGGUUUCGUUGAGGCUGAUAGGCAUCUUGUGGCUAUGAUCGUCACUCCUAACUCUACUACUGGAAUCGAAAUUCUACUGCAGCUUGUAUCCCUGCAAAAUUUCGAAAUAUUUGGUCACAUCGCUUUACCGAUACAGUAUUUGAACAGAGCCAUGAUAACUGCGAAAAGAGCGCCUCAAGAGAUCGACUUUAGAGUAGGUUGGGGAACAAUGGACUUCGGUUGUACAGGAAUAUGGCAAUGGAAGUCGGUUCUAGAUUUUGUCUACGUUUACAAGUUAUACACGCCGUUAGAUGGUUUUGAGGAAAAUGGUCUCGUCUUGAAAAAUGUUUACAGAAACGGACUUGACACUGAGCUUUCUAUUCGUCUGUCUAAACAUAAGUUCGGUAUAGCAGUACUUCUGGUGGACAAAGACAAGGGUCUUCUGGAUGUGAUAAGAGAUCUCGUUGAGCACAAGCCUCGUAACUCAGAUAUGUUUGUGGAUAACUUCGACACGGAAGCCAGUGUUACCUUGGACACCCUCUACUACCCAACUAUUACAUUCCACGCUCAUAUGAUGAAGUUUGUUGGUCCAGACGAAGAAGACAUUCUAGAAGCCAAUGCUACUUUAUACCUACCUAAUAAACCUCCCAUAGUUUUGACAGAUGUGUUUAUUUUGGAGGAAUAUACAGUAAUACGCAACACUCUCAACUUAGUGACACCUUUCCCAGCAAUAAGGCAGUUGAAAUCAGUGUACACCGUGGAUAUUGCCAUUGGACAGAAAUUUAACGUUACUUGCGUUGCCUUGCUGUAUAAUGGGACUUAUUGGCAUGAGAUAUCAUACAAAAUUUACUAUGAAACUGAGUCAGGAGAAGAUGACGCCUAUCGCUCAUACUUAGCCUCAGUCGGUAUUGCCACUCCAUUGGCUGUGUUGCCAGCUCUAGAAGCAAGAGUGUCCGCUAGACUGGAAGAUGCUCUAUGGAAACUCUCUGCCGACAUUGCUAUGCCUUCGUUCACUGUCACUGCUCUAGCUAGACUUGAGCUGGACGAUCCUUUCGUCGAAACAUCCGGCAGUUUGAAUCUGACGUCGAUUUACUUGGAAGACUACUUCAUAAAGAUGGAGUUUAAAAAGGACUUCUCAGAUACGGACAACCUUGUAGGCGGCGGAAUUCAUAUACAACAGGGAAAUCAAAGCAACUAUCUGUUCGCGGAGACGUCCUGGUCGCGGGGCCCGUCGCGGCGCCUGAGCCUGACGGCGCGCGGCGCGCUGGCGCCGCUGCUGGCGCCCGCCACGCUGGCACUGCGCUGCGCGGAGCUGCCGCGCCAGCGCUCGCUGGGCCUGGACGUGGCGGCCGCCGGCGGCGCCUACUCGCUGCAGGCCGACCAGCGCGCCGCCUCCGUCAGCGUGGCGCUCAGCUCGCCGCACGACGGCUUCAGGGCAGUGAAAAUUAUAGGCGAGGUAGAAAACGACGACAUACGAGGGUCGUUUGUGACUGAUACGUCAGAAUACGGCAUUACUGGAAAAGUGCUCAAACGUGAGCCACUUGAGCUGUCGCUGACAUUAGUGCCCAAAGGUCAAGGUCAACAGAUAACAAUAAGGGCCAAGUGCGAGUCGUCGCCCACCGUGUACGGUAUUACAGCUCAUAUAACUGGCGCGAUGGAGACGACUGUACGCGCGAAAAUUGAAAUGGAAAAGAAUUUCACCGAUGUUUCUUUUAAGGUUGAAUUGCCACAAGUGAAAAACAAAGAGAUUUACUUCAAAUCCCGUGUAGAUGUUUACCCUGAACUAAGGCGAGUGGUGACAGUACAAGCUGCGACACCUUUACAGAAACUGAAGUAUCUAAAAGCUGAUACGGAUUUCGUAUUUGCCCCUAAAACUGGUUACCUGCUAUGUAACUAUGCGCUACCUGAAAUGAAGGGAGAGGGUGACCUCAAGUGGAGUUUCUUAUCCGACGACCUUUUUAUACGAGUAAUAGGUCAGCAACUCGUAAAGCAAAUCCAACGUAGCGUCGACCUAGACAUCUACUAUGGCAAUAACACGGAGGACGGACUGCCCAAAACUAACGCUGGUUUCAGAAUGGAUUUGGAUCGGAUAUGGCAAAUUGGAGCCAACGCAUCAUUCGGCAUUAUAAUAAACGAACGUCUUAACCUGGUAAUCAACGCGAUACUACCCAAGCCGAACGUAGAUGUGCACUCGCUGUCCAUUACUGGCUCAAUGGCUAGAGGAGCGCGCCCCACGCAUAGUUUACAAGUAAUGUAUCGCACUGAUGUCACAAAAAUCAACGCAGGAUUACAGGGUCAGGUACUAACACUUGAAGAUAGCUUUGAUGCCAACUCCACGAUAACUUGGACAUCAAACUCCCAAUACAAGAACAUUGACAACAUAGUGUCCUACAAGUGGGACGCUAAUGGCUCUAAAUAUAUUGACUACGCUCUGAACACGCCUUUGUAUGAAGGACAACACACUUUCACUCUCAAGGGCUCGUACCAACAGGAUAUGGUGCAUGGAUACCAAGUUGUGAAAGGUCGCAUGCACCGGCCGGGUAGUUGUCAAAUAGGUGAAAUAGACAUGCGCUACGGCGGUUUCAGACACACAGACGGACACUUCAACAUGACCACACCAUUCCAGACUCUACCGUGGCUGAGGUCGAUAUUCUAUAUAAACAAUUUAGAAGAGAUGUCCGACAACAAAAUCGACCUAUUUUGGCCAAACAACACAGCAACAAUCAACACAACACACAAGUAUCAGAAACAAAACGCCGGUUUCACACAAAACGGAGCUAUAUCACUUUCAAUUCCAUUGAGCACUCAACAUCUAGUAAAUACUGAGUAUUUCUAUGUGGAAGAGGAUAAAUGGAGCAAUGGAACUGCCACUAUUGACUUCGAUCGAGAACGAUUUGUUAAAUUCUUCUUCGAUAAAGUUUUGAGUAAGAGUGAUAGGAAUCUAGAUCUUGCGACUAUGAAUAUAAAGGUUGAAAACGCUCAUAAACCGGUGGGUGUGAAAUAUAUCCACGAAUAUGACACGACUGGAAAUAUAGAUGCGAAACAAGCUACAAUAUUCCAUCUCCACAACGCCACAAUGGCAAACAUAACGGGCAGACUCGAUGUUUACACAUAUGACAUUGGCAAGCAGUUGAAAUUCACAGCUAUACACAGGAACCGAACCUGGACCUUCGAGAACAAGUACGAGGCUGUUGACAAAGAACUGAAACAAGGAAGCAAGGUGACUUGGGCGGAAGAUGUUUGGAUCAAUUAUGAUAUUCAUGUUACUAAUAUGAGUGUGGCUGACACAGAAUCUCAAAAAAUAGUAAUGGACGUUCGCUAUCCACUGCGUACAUUCCGUGUGAUAGCUCUAUAUCGCUUACAAGAUACACUACUCGAUGGAACCGCUCAUAUGCUAUGGAAUGUACGCGCUGAAAAUAAAAGUGCUGAACUAAAGGGUAGAUGGGAAAAUCCUCCCACUAAGGAAGGAAAUCUCCAUGACGUAUAUUUGGCACUUUCUCAUCCGUCUUUCAGCAAGGACGUGUCUCUAAAAGGCCAAUAUAUAACCACACCAGCUGUUAUGUCAAACCUCUCGAUAGAGCUACAAUACUCGGAUUACGAAAACGAAUAUCUUAAACUGAAAUCAAUCUUAACUGAUAACUCUAACGGACCAAUUAGAGACUACAAGUUCGCCCUUAAAUGCACCCAUCCCUCAACAAACUUGGAUCUCGAUAUGAAGUCUGAUAUAAAUAUACACAGUCGAUGGUACUAUCUGACGAACUAUUACAGAUUCCAGAAAAAUCUUUUCUAUGAAAAGUUGAGGAGUAAUAAACUUUUGAUUGAUUUGAAUCAAAGUGAAAUUAACUGGGAGCGUGCAAACGAAACAUAUUUCUACAAAGUCAACGGCACCUGGACGUUAGUGUAUCCGAGAUAUCAAGCUAGAGGCAUCGUAUUACGUCCUAACGCUAACGACACUGUCUUUGCCGAACUAUCCAUGGUCGAUAAAGCUUUAGUCGCACAUUAUAAUAGCUCAGACGAUAUUUCAUACCACCUGAUAGGUAAAAUUGUAGACACAAGGUCAGCCAAACUAAACGCGUGGCGUAACUACGAUGACGUCACCACAGCGGAUAUAGCCUCUUACAUACGUUUGAACCACUCACGUCUCCUUACAAGUGCAGUAGUAUGGCGACCGGAAAUAUUCAGCGAAGUUAAAUCACAAGCGCUUUCUACAUUCAAACUUUUGUACAACCAAAUUAACGACACCUUGAUCAUUCUCAAAGAAGCGCCAAUGGAAGCUCAUCUCGCUUUGAGAAACAUUUGGAGUGAUGCGAAACCGAGAGUCAGAGAAUUUUUGGACGACCUAAACGAUUUACACGUUAUCAAAGACGAUUUAGAUGAAUUCGAACGAUUCUUGAAUGAGUCUUACGAUCACAACGACUUUUAUGUUAAGGAUAUAGUCGAAUUUACGUACUACGUAUUGGAUGAAAUGGCAAUUAGGAAUCAUUUGGAAAGUCUACCAGGUUUCGUGAACGAUAUGUGGGGAAUGAUGGGUAACACAAGUUCCUCGAUCAAAGAAAGUCUAACAUACGUCGUUGAUUCGAUAAAAAUGGCGUAUGCGAACUUUUUGGAAUCGAUGAACAAAAUUCUCGAAGCUGAUCUAAUGGAAUUGGUAUCAGAUAAAUUGGAAAGCAUGAUAUUACAAUACGAUAACUUUGUGCGAGAUUUGCACAUGAAGUUUUUGGAUUACUGGGAGGAGACUUGGGUGAACGCGACUAAUAGAUUGUCUAAGUAUUGGCAUGAUUUGCUGAAAUCUAUCGAGCCUUUAUUCUUUAAAAUAUUGCAUUAUACGGAAGCUUUUGUGGUGACUAUUUGGAGAGGGGUUAUGGAUUUCUUCCAUGAAAGAACACACGAGUUGACGGAUACACCAUAUUUCAAUUAUGUUUCCACGUUUGGACAUGAAAUGGAUAGAAUCUACAAAGAUUUAGUGAACAACGAUAUAAUAACGAACAUCAAGAAGUAUACCAAAAAGCUAUGGAACGUUGUAUGGGGCAAGAUAGAGAAGUACAUCCCCUUCACCGACGAGUUCAAACAGUUGUAUAAUGAGUUCAGAAACGCCUGGGAGACAUUCUUGAAGACACCGCCAGUUGUUUACGUUAGGGAUAAGUACCAGGAAGCGUACGUCCGUCUGAAGUGGUGGUACGAUUACUUCUUGAUAGGCGAAGGGUUGAACAAUGUGUGGGAAAUCAUUUACGCCAAAGUGACCGAUAGGGCCAGAACUGCAUUGCAAUAUGAGGAACUUCACCGCACACCAAAAACUAAUUUUAUAUUCGAUCCGCACAAGGGCGAAAUUAUCUUAGAACAAAAGUUGCCAAUGUCAUGGCACGCCUUCAACCGAACUCCGGACUUCACGGAAAUAUCUGAAUACAGAACCGUUAGAGACUUUAUGGAUGAAUGGCUAAUUAGCAAUAGGAGCAUAUGGUCCUAUUACUAUGAUAUACGACCAUAUAUGGACUUCAAUAACGUGCUACCACCAUUUGCAGGAUUGGCAAUGAUGACAGGUCAAGGCACACUAGUAACCUUCGAUAAACAAGUGUUCACGGUAUCCGAACCUGGGACUUUCCUGCUAACGAAGGAUUACAGACAGAACAACUUUACUGUGCUCAUGGAGAGUAACGCCGAGGGUCGAUAUGAUUUAGUCGUCCUCACUAAGAAGAAUCUCAUCUUUGUCGAUUUGUAUAAUAAGCAAGUAUCACUAGAUCGAUCGACUCCAUUAAAUCUUCCAGCCGUAGUUGAUGAUCUCGUGGUUGACAGACAAACUGACACAUUGACAAUCGAAGGACAAAUUGGCUUGGAAAUAGAAUGUAACCUCAUCUUCCGCGCUUGCAAGUUGGAAGUUUCUGGUUGGUAUUACGCAAGCCUUGGUGGCCUCCUCGGCACGUACAACAACGAACAGUAUGACGAGAGACAGUUGCCCAACAACUCCAUAGAAACGGACAUUGACAAACUCGCUCACGGGUGGACAGUGCAAAAUAAAACGUCACCCGCUAAUCCAGACAAAUAUAACAAUACGUUAUGUGAGAAGUUCUUCCAGAACAAAGUUUCUCCAUUACAUCCCUGCUUCAGUUUGAUCGACGCGCUGCCGUUCUACUUGGAAUGCAUGCAUGGAGCCGAAGCGUGUGCGCUGGCGGCCGCAUACCGUGAGCUGUGCGCGCAAAUGCACGUGCCCACGCACGUGCCCGACCACUGCCUCACAUGCACAACUCCUGAAGGAGACAUCGUGGAAGAAGGUUCUUUUCUUCAGUUGCAAAACGUUCCCAGGUCUAUGGAUGUUGUAUUCGUCAUUGAAGCUCAGUACUGCAACAAGAAUAUACGGAAAACGAAAAAUAUCGACAUGUUUGUCGAAACCUUGGACAGCAAACUGCAAGGGAACGGAUUUUCUGAUAACAGAUACGCGGUAGUGGUGUACGGUGGUGCAGGCGUGUACCGUCGACCUCGAGCACUGUACGUACAAGGGAAGCUGUUCACGAGCGCUGUUGAUGUACCGAGACACUUCGAGGCUUUCGAAAUCGACAAGAGCUCGCUAGUGCGCGGCAACAAGACGGUGCGUGGCGAUGCGCUGCGAGCGCUGCGCUUCGUGACGUCCCUGCCGCUGCGGGCCGCCGCGCCGCGCGCCGCGCUGCUGCUGCCGUGCACGCGCUGCGACCGCGCCUUUGACUAUUCCACAAUCUACCACAACCUGAUGGAGAACUCGAUAACUCUACACAUACUUAUGGACGAUGACUUUUCGUUGUCGAAGAAACGAGUCGCUAAGUAUCUGUUUGGUGUGGACAGUACAUUGGCGUACACCAAUAAAGACUACGAGAGGCUCGUCGGCGACCCCGGCCUGCGCAAACAAGUAAAACUGCCGAAGGAAAAACUCGGACUAUGCACUUCACUGGCUUUGGAAACGAAUGGUACAAUCUGGGCUGGCUCGAAGCUGUCAAGCGAGCGCGGCGCUGCGCGGCGUUUCGCCACCGUGGCGGGCGGGCGCGCCGCCCUCGCCGCGCCGCCGUGCGCCGCGCCGCGCUGCGAGUGCCGCGCCGCCGCGCUCACCUGCCGCCCCUGCGCCGAUACCGUGAUCAUGAAGGCGUUAUCAUUUUGGAAUUCGGAUGACAUUGACGAACUGAUCGACAUGGCGAUGGACCCUCCCUCACUGCCAUCAUUUAGUUGAUAACUGUACUAAACAUGAAUAAAUGUUAUUAGUAAAUAAAAUAUAAAUUUUAAA